UAAAUAGAACGAAAAGAUGUCGUCCACAAAAGAGCUUUUACAGAUGGAUUUGUAUGCAUUGCUCGGGAUUGAAGAGACAGCUUCAGAAAAGGAGAUCAAAAAAGCAUACAGGCAGAAAGCCCUGACCUGUCACCCAGACAAGAAUCCAGACAAUCCACAGGCCGCUGCACUCUUCCACCAGCUGUCACAAGCUCUAGAGGUGCUGUCUGAUGCUGCAGCCAGGGCUGCCUACAACAAGAUCCAAGCUGCCAAGAGACAAGCGGAGGAGAGGACCCGUAGGCUCGAUGACAAGAGGAAAAAGAUCAAGCUUGAUCUGGAGGCUCGUGAGAAACAGGCAGAAGUUCAGAAUGCAGAAGAGGUCAAAGUCACACGCACACUCGAGGAGGAGAUUGCUCGGAUAAGAGAGGAAGGAUCCAAACAACUGCUGGAGGAGCAGAAGCUCAUCAGAGAACAGAUACAGCGUGAGAGAGAGGCAAGAUUACAAACACACUCAGAUACCGCAGCAGAACGGAAAUGCAAUGAAAAUGUGACGCCCAAGUUAAAACUGAAGUGGAAGAGUAACAAAGAAGACGACUCUAAUGGCGGCUACUCUGAAGAAUUUCUACUCAAACUCUUUCAAAAAUAUGGAGAUGUCCUGAAUGUUCUAGUAUCAAAGAAGAAGAGAGGAAGCGCCGUUGUGGAAUUUGCAACAUUCAAAGCAGCUGACCUGGCAUAUAAAAAUGAAACCGGUUUGACCAGAAAUCCAGUGAAAAUUUCAUGGCUGGAGGGACAACAGGAGGCAACUGCACAGACAACAUAUUGUCACAACACAAAUAACACAUUCGCCCCAUCACAGAGUUCUCUGAGCAGUGAGCGAGACUAUGAGAGUGUGGUGCUGAUGAAGAUGAGGCAGGCAGCAGAACGACAGAGGCUGAUUGAAGAGAUGAAACGAGAGGAUGAGGAAGCAGCGGAGAGCUGACAUCACUAUAGGAUUGCUCCACUCAUCUCAUCAACUAAAAUUCAA
This is a messenger RNA of Chanos chanos (milkfish), 1003 nucleotides long. It is a transcript of the gene dnajc17, whose product is annotated as DnaJ (Hsp40) homolog, subfamily C, member 17. The transcript has 11 exons. Gene Ontology annotation, molecular function: RNA binding. The record is from RefSeq and is a predicted model, not a curated record. Gene Ontology annotation, biological process: spliceosomal complex disassembly. The coding region runs from base 17 to 958 and encodes 313 amino acids. NCBI's taxonomy places the organism in Eukaryota, Metazoa, Chordata, Actinopteri, Gonorynchiformes, Chanidae. Gene Ontology annotation, cellular component: spliceosomal complex.